Phialemonium atrogriseum is the source of this 1552-nucleotide messenger RNA. RefSeq names its product velvet factor-domain-containing protein. The transcript is spliced from 6 exons. The coding region runs from base 162 to 1430 and encodes 422 amino acids. The record is from RefSeq and is a predicted model, not a curated record. NCBI's taxonomy places the organism in Eukaryota, Fungi, Ascomycota, Sordariomycetes, Cephalothecales, Cephalothecaceae.
CUAGUCCGCGAUCGAGUAUCGCCUCCUCCAACGCGCGGGCAUCAUUGAGCAGGUCUCCUUAUAUUGAACACCCAGAGGUGCCGGGGCCGGGAGAGGGGAUAGUUCGUCGAACCGAACCCACAAAGAUCUAGCUAGCCAUCCUCUGGGCAGGACUGGUCACCAUGCACCCAUACCCUCCUCAGAACCAACCGGCUCACAGCUUACAACACGACCUCCAUCCUCAACUCCCUCUUCCGCCAGCAUCUUCAUACCCGCCCCCACCUCCCGUCUCGCAGCUGCCCUCAAUGUCUGCGCCGCCGGCCGCUGGCUACGGCGAUCCUUAUGGCCAGCCGCCUGCGCCCCUUGUCGAACCAGUGCCGACCUCGACAUCUCCCGUCCAAGAGACCAAGACCGCAGAGCAACAGGCGCUUUCACGCGAGAACCUUAAGCCUUACUCGACCACCGAUGGCACACGGAGAUAUGCUCUGGAUGUUGUGCAACAGCCGCAACGGGCGCGCAUGUGUGGCUUCGGAGACAAGGAUCGUCGGCCCAUUACUCCGCCUCCAUGCGUUCGCCUGAUCAUAACCGACGUCCAUACGGGGAAGGAGGUGGACUGCAACGAGAUUGAACAUACCAUGUAUGUUCUGAAUGUCGAUCUGUGGUCAGAGGACGCGACCAAGGAGGUCAACCUAGUCCGUCACACGACUGCGACCCCGUCCAUAUCGUCGACCACCCCUGCUUCGUUCGCCACCCUAGAACAUGCCACUCCGGCAUACGCGCAUAUUCUCCCGUCUAAUCGUCAAGAGUAUGGUGGUCAGAUGCCGCCGUCCUACCAUUCCCCUGCGGUAAACACUUACGUGCAGCAGGGAUAUUCUGGUGGAUAUAUGCAGGCCAACGGUUACUCUCCUGCAAACCAAUACUUCCCCGGCGAGUUUCAGCAGCCCGUCCCUCACCUGCCGUCUCAAGGGGGAGUGUCCUAUGGGCCCCCACGGGUGUAUGAUCCCAUGGCGAUGACCCAACGCCUCUCCUUAUCAGGCACUCAGCCGCAGGGGAUGUUCACCCGAAAUCUCAUCGGAAGCCUCGCGGCCAGCGCCUUCCGCCUGACCGACCCAUCGGAUAGGAUAGGAAUCUGGUUCAUUCUGCAAGAUCUUAGUGUUCGGACCGAAGGUCUCUUCAGGCUGCGAUUCUCCUUUGUAAACGUCGGACCGCCAUCUUCUGCUCUCAACGGACAGCAAGGCAACUCGAGUUCCAUCGUCAACACUGGAAAAGCCCCAGUCCUUGCCUCCUGUUUCAGCGACGUCUUCCAGGUGUACUCGGCCAAGAAAUUCCCCGGCGUCUGCGAGAGCACCGGACUGAGCAAAUGUUUCGCAACGCAGGGCAUCAAAAUCCCUAUCCGAAAGGAGGGGGCUAACGCCAAAGGCGGGAACCAGGACGAUGAUGACUACGACUGAAGGAAUUGCGGUUUAACCGUCGUCGGAUUCGGGCUUCGUUCUGCCAAUCCGAUCAGCUAGUACCAACAAUCACUUUGUUUUCAUCUUGGAGCUUUGGACAACAACGGUCGUUGGCAUUGACC